This is a messenger RNA of Staurois parvus, 696 nucleotides long. NCBI's taxonomy places the organism in Eukaryota, Metazoa, Chordata, Amphibia, Anura, Ranidae. The record is from the annotation of a GenBank genome assembly.
AUGUAUUAUCCGGGAUGGAGGAUAAGUCCGGCGUGGUCAGUCGCACACAUUGGAGGAUUUCUCCUGACCCGGAAUCAUCUCCCUUCUCCUGACAAGCGCAGCGACACCAUCUAUGUUUUAGAAAUGAGCAAACGUAUCGACAACGACGGUGUGAUGGGACCCCCCAUAGACCUCGCCUUCAAAUGUAUCAACUCCAUGGAAGAUGUCCUACAGGAAUAUCCCCGAGAGGGCCUGAGGCCCACAAAACGUGGAGAAGACGGAAAGCUGCACAGCCAGGCGCUGAGGCUUAACAACAACACCCUGACCGACCUCCGCGGGUUCAAGGAGGUGGUGAGCAACCUGCUGAGCGACCCUUCCCACCUCUGCUGGAUAGACCUCUCCUUCAAUGACCUCCCCAACAUCGACCCAGUCCUGACUACAUACCGUCAUCUUUCUGUACUGAAUCUCCACGGUAACAGCAUUCGUCAGCUGACAGAAGUCGAUAAACUCGCCGCCCUGCCCAAUCUGAAGAGCCUGACACUGCACGGGAACCCCAUCGAGGCCGAGGGGAGGUACAGGCCCUACAUACUGUCCGUCCUCCCGCAGCUCAAGAGCUUCGAUUUCAGCGCUGUCACCAAGCAAGAUCGAGUCAGUGCCGACGUCUGGAGCCGAAUGAACGGCAAACCGAAGAAAGUCCGGGGAACUAAGAGAGAGUGA